UCUUGUUCUUACGAUGUUGUAGUGGGGGCAAAACUUGCAGCGUUUUUAAGGACAGAAGAAAAUCGUUAUUUUAUUCAUCGCCAAGAACUUCGCCGAUGCUGCGCCUGCUGUUGCGCUCUCAGCCGUGGGCUACGCGAGACUGUGCUCAUUCCUCCUCCGUGCCUGCUGGUGAAACAUCCAGUAUUCCGGUCCCAACCAUUUAAAAACCGAGAACACGCUGUUUGCCCCUGUGUCUGGUCGUCUAGUUGUCUAGUUGGGUUACUGGGCCUGAGUCGCGCAUCCUCUGAUGCUCCCCGGACGGCAGAGGAGGUGAGGAAUUUGCAAAUCGCCGUGCGCCACACUGCGGUGACAGCGGUUUCUUUCAAGAACCUCAGUCCUUGUCAUCUCAUGACUUGUGAUACAGAUCCUCCCACUAAUCACUGUCUAUUUAUACGGCUAGGAAUUUCCAUAGGGGGGCUUAGUUUGAGAGGAAAAGAGAAUUUCGGAGGAGCGUUAAUCAGAGAAGAUUUGGUACUGUUUUCCACAGUACUCAUUUUGGGGGAGCACUGCUUUCGGUCCCAGUUUUCGACACACUUAUGAACAUAAGAAAGACUAUAACGUCUCUGUGAGCAGGAUUCAAACCUGGUGAGUGCAUUACAGACCGGGGUCUCUGGUUCACAGUGCCAACUCUGGCUGCCACAAUGCCACUGCUAGAAGAAAACACUCUGCCCAGGGACCACCCACUGACAGUGCCAGUUGUAAUUAUUGGAAAUGGUCCUUCGGGAAUAUGCCUGUCUUACUUGCUGUCAGGAUACAGACCUUAUCUAGACAGUGGAGCUGUACAUCCAAAUCCUAUUCUCUUCAGGAAACUACAAGAGGCAAAGCAUCUCUCUAUUACUGAUCAGGAUUUAGAGUACCUGAGCGAGGGGCUGGAGGGGAGGUCUUCCAAUCCAGCGGCAGUGUUAUUCGAUACACUCCUGCACCCAAAUGCCGACUUUGGAUACGAGUUCCCCUCCGUGCUGACCUGGCGGCUGGAGCACCAGCAUCACAUCCCUCACCUGGUCUUGGGCAAAGGCACCCCAGGAGGAGCUUGGCAUGCAAUGGAAGGUUCCAUGCUGACUAUCAGUCUGGGUAUUUGGAUGGAACUCCCAGGAGUGAACUACAGAGACCUGACUGCAGGGAAACACAGGAGUGCUGCUAAUGACAGAGCGACCCCGGAAGAGAUUUCCUCCUACUAUAGGAACUACGUCAAGCUGAUGGGCCUCCAGAAGAACUUCGUCGACAACGCCUACGUCACCUCUGUGCUGAGGCUCCACCGAGCGCAGGGGGACGUAAUCGAGAUGGUGGACAGAGGAGACGCAGCUGGUUCCGAACAGGACGUGGAGGAGGGAGACAACGGCCCAGCGUCUUUUCCUCAAGGAAUCUGGGAAGUGAGAGGCUACCAGAGGGUUGGGGAUGAUUCCCACGUGCCUUUCUGCUUGUUUGCCGAGAAUGUGGUGCUCGCCACCGGGGCCUCUGACUCCCCAGCCCGGCUGGCAGUCGAAGGGGAAGAUUUGCCCUUCGUGUUCCACAGCAUAUCAGACCUAGGAGCUGCCAUAAGCAAAGGAAACAUCACGCAGAGCUCGGAUCCCGUGCUGAUCGUCGGGGCGGGACUCAGCGCGGCCGAUGCCAUACUGUGUGCUUACAACAACAACAUCUCGAUACUUCACGUCUUUCGGAAACGGGUGGACGACCCCGGCUUGAUCUUCAAGCAGCUUCCCGAGACGCUCUAUCCCGAGUAUCACAAGGUCUACCGCAUGAUGUGCUCUCACGCUGCAGCCUCCAGCCUAUUCCCAGACUACUCCAGCUUCCCCGAACAUCGCGUCGCCUCGUUCCAACCGGACAUGAAGUGCGUCCUUCAAAGUGCCAACAGUUUUCAAGUCUUCAAGAUCUCCAUGGCCUUGGUGUUGAUAGGCACCCACCCCAAUCUCUUUUUUAUGAAAGACCAAGGACAAUACCUGGCUCUGGACCCCAACAAGCCGAUCUCCUGUAAACAGAACCCAAUCGACAUCCAUCCUUACACGUUCGAGUGCACGAAAGAGAGCAACCUCUUUGCCAUGGGCCCUCUGGUUGGCGAUAAUUUUGUGCGCUUCCUCAAAGGUGGCGCGCUGGGGAUCUCGAGCUGCCUCACGAAAAGACUGAAGAAAAAGGGGAAGCUGAUCACGGACGGGGGAGGAGGUGUUGGAGUGGGAUUAGCCUGCGUGUGAGGAAAGGUAUAGGAUCCAGGCUCUGGCACAGUCCAGUUUUUCACAUUCACAUGUAUUUUUUAGCAUAAAGAGGUAAACAACAACACAAGCCCAUGGGGUCUGAGAUGGUAAACCUUCUAAACCUUUACGAAUUGUUACAUUGCUAAUUGUGGAGUUAAACACAAAGGCAAAUUUAUUUCUAACUUUAUAUUUAAAGUUCAUUAUACUGUACCAUCCAAAUUCUGAACUUGUGUUAUACGAUACAAAAAUGGACCACAAAACAAGACCUGUUGUAAGGUUAUCUCUUAACCAUCAAUUUGAAGAAAACAAAUCUGCAGUCUGUAAAUCAUAUAAAAUGCAUAAUGAAAAGAUUAUUGCAUUAUUAUUACUAGACUUCACAAAGAAAAACAUUAAAUGUGUGAAAAUUCCUUCAGGCUUGGUUCGUGCCAAGAAAUCAGUAAUUUAAUAAAUAAUGUACAUGCAGGGUAAAUGAAUACCUUUGAUUUGAAAUAGAUUUAAUGCAUUAAUUUCAGUUUUCCUACCAGUUUCCCUACUGAUAUUGGGCAGUUAAAAUGGAUGAAGUACUCUUAAAGCCUCUAUGCAAAAUAAAUUUAAAAUGAAUGUAUAUUUAUAUACCAUACAUGAGAUUGAAUUUAAGAUAAUUUUCUUAAAAAUCUUAACAACUUGUGUGUAAAGUUAUUACUUUAUCUGUCUGGUGCCAAAUAGUUGUUCCUAGUUACUAGAACUGAAACAGUUUUUAAAUGAUAUUUUAAGUAGACUUAUCAAAGGCACUUAGCAGGGUCUAGACUAAAUAAGCCUUUUAAAACUGGAAUGUUUGUUCCUGAAAAUAUAGGAACCUUUUGCUUCUUUCUGUGUAAAGGCCUUUUCUUACAGCGCUAGCCUUCUUAAAUGUACUACACCAAGCUUUUAAAGGAAACAUGUUGAAGGUGAGAGUGCAAAAAAACCCCAAAAAACAGGUACUGUAGCUACACCAGGCUGAAUUCAUCAUAUAGAAGCAAAGCUCUGAAAUUAAGUUACAGGUGACAAAAACACAUUAUUCUAUGUAUCUAGCAGAGACAGACACUGCUCCUCACUGGUGCUCUUCCUUAGAUUUCCAUCACAGUUUAUAUCAAUAAAUGUCUUCAAAUUCUACUUUAAUCACAUGUACCAAGUCUGUGGGUUGUAAUAAAGGUGGUGUGAAUAUUUUAAAAAAACAAACAGCUGCUUUGUGCAUGAAAACUGUCAUUUUUGAGUAAUGCUACAACAAGGAAUUUUUGUAUAUAUUUUUUAUUAUGAACAAUAAAAUCUUUUAAAAAUAA
This is a messenger RNA of Lepisosteus oculatus (spotted gar), 3523 nucleotides long. NCBI's taxonomy places the organism in Eukaryota, Metazoa, Chordata, Actinopteri, Semionotiformes, Lepisosteidae. The record is from RefSeq and is a predicted model, not a curated record.